This is a messenger RNA of Neohortaea acidophila, 2571 nucleotides long. RefSeq lists its product as uncharacterized. Gene Ontology annotation, cellular component: nucleus. Lineage: Eukaryota; Fungi; Ascomycota; Dothideomycetes; Mycosphaerellales; Teratosphaeriaceae. Bases 1 to 2571 code for a protein of 856 amino acids. The record is from RefSeq and is a predicted model, not a curated record. Gene Ontology annotation, biological process: DNA-templated transcription; regulation of DNA-templated transcription. The transcript is spliced from 2 exons. Gene Ontology annotation, molecular function: DNA binding; zinc ion binding; DNA-binding transcription factor activity, RNA polymerase II-specific.
AUGAAUCUCCCCGCCCUUCGAGAUGUCCUGCCCGCGGAAUCGUACCCUUCCAAAACGAGGCCCUACACCAACCCGCUGCCUGGGCCCCCUUCCUCUUUCGGCAUUGAUGCAACGCGCAGACCGGCAACGAUUCACCCGCCUAUGGUGUAUACUGACGAAUCCAUCCACCCCCCAAUGGUCUACCACUUCGACCCCACCCACCAGCCAUUACCCUUCCGUCCUCCCCACCGCAUCAGCAAUGGCUAUCCGCCUCCUCUCCGUCAACCGUACGAAGGGCUGAGCCCGACAGACGGACAACCUACUCCCCCUCGCACCAUUUCUCCACGCACCGCUUACCAUGACAUGCCCCGCACAGCUCAAGACCACACGGUGGAUGGCACUUUCCAGCUGAGACCACUCGUCCCGAACGGGCAUCUCCAUGGACACCAAGUCCUUGGCCACCCGCACGACGAGGCUCCUCCUGCCAUGCAUGCCGUCGCAUCGUACCCACCACCGAGCAGAAAUUCCAUCCCGAUUGCCCAGCCUGGCGGCGAGGACCACGGCAAGUACCUUGGCAUUGAUCAAAGACGUGGCGAAGGCAAGAUGCAUGUUUUUGAAGACGGGUACCGCAUACCAUUCCAAGUCGAUGGCGAGCUGGUCAAUCCGGCUUGGGGUUUGACCAAGGUGAACAAGCCUCGCAAACGCUUGCCGAUUGCUUGUCUUGGCUGUCGGGAGAAGAAGAUCAAGUGUGAACCGGGCAGGACAAGUUGCAUACAGUGUGAGAAGGCCAUGCGCGAAUGUCGGAGGGCUCCGGAAAAGUACGCCCAGCCGGAUACGCUUUCGAAUACUCAUUACAUCGGCGGCUCGCCGGUGCGAAACGAGGCGUCUGCGGUUGACACUGUACGCGCCGCACACCGCAAUAGUGACUUUGACUCGGUGAGCAAACGUCGAAACAGGGCAGACUCUCCGAGGAGACUCGAGCCGAGCAAAAAGCAAAGAGACGUGUCGCCGGCGUCCGAAGAUGCUUCGGACAGAGACAACCGUACGCAGCGAGCACGCGCAGAAGCGCAUGCAGAGGGUGGCCAGACGGACACAUUGCUCGACAAAAACGCAUUUUCCCUGGAAAACGACCCGUACGCCGUUGAUCCCGAACUGACCGUGCAUCUCGUUGAGAUGUACUUUGCGAAUGUCGACAACAUCGUGCUCCCUCGCCUCCAUAUCUUGCAGUGGUUGAAAACUUCACCGAACAAGUGCACCAACGAGAAAGCCAUUCUCUACGCCAUGCUCGCAACGGGCUCCGUUUUCGCCGGCCCAAGUUACGAAAAGGUGGGAAAGGAGUGCUCCCGGAUUGCCAACACACCCAUGACGCAUCAAACCGGGACCAUUCGCGUAUCUUCCAUAAUCAGAAAGCUACUUCAGGCUUGUUACCACUACACUCAGGACGACCAUGAGAACUCCGCAGAAUGUGUCGGCUCGGCGGCUCGAAAGGUGGCGACCAUGCAUUUGAAUACGGAAGAUGGGUGCUUGGAAGACGCCUCCUCCGAAGGCCAACGAUUCGAAUUUGGAAUGUCGGCGACACAGCUGACGGAGUGCAAACGUCGCCUGUUCUGGUCGGUCUUCAAGUGCGACCGACUGUCCAGAGAGACGGCGUGCAUGUUGAGGUCUGAAGACGUCUUCCUUCGUCUGCCGUGCUCGGACAAGACAUAUGAAAGCGGCGCGCCGUCGAACGCGCCCUUCUUUGCAAACGACAUCGCGGAGUCUAGUGGUGCACAAACGGGGUCGUCCAGUGAUGCUUCUCCAAUGGCAUGGCUCCUGCCGGUCCUCGCAGUAUACGGCGACGUCGGCGACUUCAUGUUCCGCGCUUCUCACCGAUCCGACGCCACCUAUCGCGACGCCUACGAGGCCUUCUACACCUCCACGCACAAGCGCCUGCAGGAAUGGCUCGAAAAUCUCCCCGACACGUUCGAGUACAAGCUGGGCAACCUCGAGCGGAGUCUGCGCGAGGGCUACGGCGACACCUUCAUCCUCGCGCACCUCCUCUACCACUUCACGCUGGCCAAGCUCAACCGCUACGUCCGCCACCGCCUGAUCCCCGACUCGGUAGUGCGCAACAUCCGCGCGGCCAACAACCACGGCCACCAAAUCCUGCGCAUCGUCAACGCGCUGCAGGACACCAUCGCCACCAGCCCGGCCAUCGCGGACGCCGACACGCCCUACGCGUGCAGCAACCCCUUCGUCGGCCACGUGGUGCUCGCCGCCAUCGACAUUGUGUCCGCCGGCGGCCUCGACUCGGACUUGCGCGCCACGCAGAACGAAAUCUACGGCGCGCUGGCGUACCUGCGCACCCUGGAGCGCUACUGGUUGCCGAUUCACGGCGUGCUCCGGGACUGCGAGACGCGCUACUACCAGGUGGAGAAUGUGGUCAAGAGCCCGCGCAACGCACGCAGCGGGUGUUGGCUGGGGCGCAAGUGGGGGAUCAAGAGUCCGUUGGUGUCGAUGGGGGAGGCGCGGGAUGAUUGUAUCUAUGGGCUUGGGGAGCAAGAGGCGGACGAGGCGGAGCAGAGGUACUACGAUGCUUUUAUUGAGGCUUGA